AUGACACUGACAGUUGACAGCAGGGGAAAAUUGAAAUCAACGAAUGAACAGACAGAGCCAGCGCAAGCAAAGUAUUUCAUUAUUUUCGUAUUCUGCAAAAGUGUAAAUCAAUAAAGGGGUUUGUGUGUUAUAUUAUCAAGUUUUUGUAUAUAAAAUGGCAGAUUCAAGUAACAAGGAAUCAUCAGUGACUAAAGUUCCAAUGAUUUAUGUUUGUGGAGAAUGCCAUCGGGAGAAUGAAAUAAAACCAAGAGACCCAAUAAGAUGCAGAGAGUGUGGUUACAGGAUAAUGUACAAGAAGCGAACAAAAAGAUUGGUUGUCUUUGAUGCUCGCUGA
Molecule: messenger RNA, 334 nt
Organism: Spodoptera littoralis (African cotton leafworm)
Lineage: Eukaryota; Metazoa; Arthropoda; Insecta; Lepidoptera; Noctuidae
Source: the annotation of a GenBank genome assembly